This is a messenger RNA of Protopterus annectens (West African lungfish), 20030 nucleotides long. It is a transcript of the gene KMT2D, whose product is annotated as lysine methyltransferase 2D. Gene Ontology annotation, biological process: positive regulation of transcription by RNA polymerase II. Lineage: Eukaryota; Metazoa; Chordata; Ceratodontiformes; Protopteridae. The record is from RefSeq and is a predicted model, not a curated record. The transcript is spliced from 53 exons. Gene Ontology annotation, molecular function: histone H3K4 methyltransferase activity; histone binding; transcription coactivator activity. Gene Ontology annotation, cellular component: nucleus; MLL3/4 complex. Bases 798 to 17354 code for a protein of 5518 amino acids.
UUUUUAGAUACUUUACAGCUGUUAAGUGCUGUAUACUUUACAAACCGAUCAUAUUGGAAAGCAGCUCCCAGGAGAACUACUUUCUCUGUGGAUUGAAGAUGGCUACCCUGUUCGACACUUUCUGUUCAAUUUAGUAAAACCCACAGAUCGUGGGAUACUAGUAACUACAUACCUUCCUCGUCUAUUUCCAAAACGCUUCGGAGUGAUUACGGAUGAGUAUAUUGGACGGGGUUUGGGUAGUCUAAAGUGGAACACAGAUCGGAACUUGAUUGGGAUGUCUCCAAAGCUGCUUUUUCCAUAGUUUGGCGGAGUGAGAGAGGAGCCUGCUGUCUGAUAACAUCCUAACUAGUAUCGGGUACAGGCAAGAGUGUACAGAGUGGACGGUGCGGAAAGUAAAAGGGACGGAUAUUGCAACGGUGCAUCGGUGAAGGAAGUGAGCCUAGAUAUCCAUGGCCUUGACAAAAAGCAAAGAAAGAAAACCACAGGAGAAACACUUAUUAUUUUUUUUAAUACUUAAGUUUUAAAAACUCUAAAAUGGAGUUUUACAUCAGGGCGCAAAUGGUAUAAGGAAGCUGCUGGAUCUGAGGAUUUUAUUGUGUGUGCAUAAGGGCAUUGUUGCUACAGGAAUUUAUUUUUUUUCUUGGAAAAUUGGCGAUGUUUACUAUCCCAUGGAUUAUGAUUUUUUGAAGAUUUCAGGACCGCAUCUUAAAGAAAAGAAGAUAAUACUGAGUGAAAUUAUGUGAUACUUUACCUCCGGGGAGCAGUCUCUGCGAGGCCGAGAGUCAUUGGGGACAGGAAUGGAUGAGCAGAAAUCGAGCAAUGAAGAUGGAGAUUGUAAAUCGUCAGCCAAUGCACCCUCGUCAGCAGAAAAGAGUGCAACAGAAGGAGAUACUGGGGAUCCAUCUGGUGAGAAGCCAUGCCCUCCACAGUCAUCUGAGACAUUGGAAACUCAAGAAAAAUCCAGUGUUUGGCAGCAGAGAAGAUGUGCUCUUUGUCGCUGUGGUCAAGGUAGUUUAUAUGGACAAAGGGAACUCCAGUGGUUUGAGACUUCAGUAGGUGAGGCAACACCAACGAGCCGCACUGUAGAGCUUCCUGGUGCAAAUCUGAAAGAUAUUGCUAGUGACUUGUCACAAGUUGGGUAUUCAGAAGGCAUCACACUAGAGCAACUUUCAGAACCAUCAGGAGCCUGCUGGGUCCACCACUCGUGUGCUGCUUGGUCAAGUGGAGUUCAGUGUGCUGAAGGACAUCUGGUUCAUGUGGACAGAGCAGUCAUCUCAGGGAUUUCACAGAACUGUGAGUACUGUAAGAGGCUGGGUGCUACCAUUCCGUGUCACUCCAAGGAAUGUUUGCGGUACUUUCACUUUCCUUGUGCAGCAGCCAGUGGUUCAUUCCAGUCUAUGAAGACCUUUAUUCUUUUCUGUCCAGAGCAUGUGAGAGAAGCUGUUGAUACAGUAGACUGUCACUGUGGAGUAUGUGACUCUGCAGGUGACUUCAGUGAUCUCCUGUUUUGCACCAGCUGUGGACUACAUUAUCAUGGCACGUGUCUUGAUGUUGUCAUCACACCAUUGAAGCGUUGUGGCUGGCAGUGCCCAGAAUGUAAAGUGUGCCAAACAUGUAGGCAGCCAGGUGAAGAUACAAUGAUGCUGGUUUGUGAAGCCUGUGACAAGGGAUAUCAUACAUUUUGUUUGAAGCCUGCAAUGGAGUUUUUGCCAUCAAGCAUCUGGAAAUGCAAGAAUUGCCGUGUAUGUAGUAACUGUGGCUUACGCUCAGACGAACUUGCUCAAGGUUGCCAGUGGUUUGAAAACUACUCAGUCUGCGAGAAUUGCUAUCGUCAGAAAGGACAGAGCAAAGGUUGUGUAGUGUGUGGCAAAACUGGACCAACAGAAAACAUGCUGCACUGUUCAAAUUGCCAACAGUGUGUACAUAGAGAUUGUUCUGGUUGUCCAGACAAGUGGCAGAAAGAGCACCCAUGCGCCUACCGUAAAAAUCAUAAAGAACAGCGAGUGUCUUCUAACAAAAUAGCAAACUCGAAAGUCACAGCCAAAGAGAACUGUACAAAGCUGGAAGAAUCUAGUCAGCAGGAAAAGGGAGAUGCCAAAAGUCCCUGUACCAAAGCAUCAGCAGAUGGCUCCAAUACUGAGUUUGGAGAGCACUCAAGGAUGCUUGUAGACCACCAGCAUGAAUCUCAGAAAAGUGAACAAAUGGGUAUCCAGAACCUGAGAACUCUUGUAGAAGAAUCUGCAUCUGAUUCUGCACUUAACUUUUUGGAAAAUAAAAUUGGAACUGAACAGUCAUCUAUUGUGCAUGAACUUUCUACUGCUUAUAGGCAAAGUAGUGAUUCCCUUGUAGAAAAAGAAACUAAAGACAGCUGUCAUACAGUACUAGGUAAAGAUCAUCAUCGUCAUUCAGAAACUGAUGUCACUGACAAGACUGCACCUGUAAGUCUCAAGGAGACUCCUUCAUACGAGAAUAGCAAUCUCAGAGUCACAAAAAAAUUAUUGAUUCGAGACUUUUCCAGUUCUCUUUUGACUCAAAGCAUGGAGAGUGUUUCUAAAAUUGGAAGGAAUAGUAGCUUCUCAGAAUGGAAUAUAGGCUGCCUUUCUUCAGGGCUGGAAAGUAGGGGGUGUUCAUCUUCUGGUGUGAAGAGGAUUGUAAGAUAUGAAAUUUUAUCUUCCAGUCCAAAGAAUUCUGACAUUGGCUUUGGUGACAUCCCUACUGAUUCCAUGGGCAUGGUGAAGGACCCUGAUACUUUUCUGGAAACAGAGGAGAUAGACAAUUUGACCCCUAUGGAGGUCUUAUCUACAGAGAAUAAGCUGAUAAAAACAGAAUCUAGAACUAUACCGGAAGAAACACAACAUUUCUUGAGGAUAACUCCUUCUACUAUUAAAUCAGAGAUUGUAAAUGAAAUUUCAAAUUUAAGUCAGGGGGAUGCUGGUGGUAGUUUCAGUGGCUAUGAUCCAAUGGAGUCUUCUGAUCACGAUGGAGUCUCUCUGUCUAUGGACAUCUGCAUGGCAUCAGCAGAUGAGAGUUUGAAUAAAGAGGAAGGCUCUUCAAGGGUGGGUGGGGAUUCUUUGCUGGCAGAGACUGAUGACUCUCUGUUGUUUGACCUCAGUGGUAUAAAGGUUGAAAGUGAAAAGUCCAGGAGGAGAGGCUCACCUGGAAGAUCGAGGGGACGAAGCAGUAGCUUCCCUGGGAGAAGGCGGCCACGUGGAGGUGGGCAUGGACGAGGAAGAGGGCGAUCAAGACUUAAAUCUACAACAUCUUCUAUUGAGACUCUAGCAUUAAUAGAUGGUGAUGGGUCACCUGGUAAAGAUGAAGAUGAUGAGGAAGAUGACACUAUGCAAAACACAGUUGUACUUUUCUCCAACACUGACCGCUUUGUUCUGAUGCAGGAUAUGUGUGUUGUUUGUGGUAGUUUUGGUCGAGGACUAGAGGGACAUCUCCUUGCAUGUGCACAGUGUGCUCAGUGCUACCAUCCCUAUUGUGUGAAUAGUAAGAUAACCAGGGUAAUGUUAAACAAAGGGUGGCGCUGUGUGGAGUGUAUAGUCUGCGAAGUCUGUGGAAAAGCAACUGAUCCUGCCCGAUUACUACUUUGUGAUGACUGUGACAUCAGUUACCACACCUACUGCUUGGACCCACCACUCUACACUGUCCCUAAAGGUGGCUGGAAAUGUAAAUGGUGUGUGCGUUGCAUGCAGUGCAAUUCUAGCACACCUGGUUUCCACUGUGAGUGGCAGAACAACUACAGUCAUUGUGCACCUUGUGCGAGUUUGGUGGCUUGUCCUAUCUGUCGAGAGAAGUUUAUGGAAGAGGACCUCAUUAUCCAGUGUCGCCUUUGUGACAGGUGGAUGCAUGCAAUGUGUGAGAACUUGUACUCUGAAGAUGAAGUGGAGCUAGCAGCAGAUGAAGGGUUUGAUUGCACUGCAUGUCGGCCAUAUGUUGUAAAACCAGUUCCUCCUAUUGUAAUCCCUGAGCCGCCGCCUCCUCCUCCUCCUCCUCCAGUUAAAAUUAAAGAGCCUGAGCCACAGUUUUACCGGUAUGAGGGAGUGUGGUUAACAGAGGCUGGAAUGGCAAUGUUGCGCAAUCUCACUAUGUCUCCCCUACAUAAGAGAAAACAACGUAAAUCUCGUCUAUCUACUUUGAGUGGUGAUCUAGGGCUGGAGUGCAAUGAUAUGUGCCUGCAAGAUGAUAAGAAGGAGGAAGACCCAGAAUGUGAGGAUGGAAAAGCUCUAGCCAUUGAACCAAUGGAGUGCGACUUAAAACCUGAUACACCAGGUAGUCCCGAUCGAGAUGUUGGCUGUGAGAACAUGUUUAGAGAGUCCCUUGAAGACAGUUACAUAAUGAAAGGAUUAGAUGAGAAAGUAUGUAUUAAAGUGGAGGAGGAAGAAGUUAUCGAUAGGAAGAGGACUGAAGAAAUUGAAGCCAUGAGGGUGUUGGAGGAAACUGAAGAUGGAAAGUUAUCAGAAGAGGCAGAACGUGAGAAACUACUCGGGGAGCUUGAACCUGGAAAAGGACAUGAAGAAACAGAGGAUGGGAAGAAGAGAAAAAGGAAACCAUAUAGGCCUGGCAUUGGGGGUUUCAUGGUUCGCCAGAGGAAGUCUCACACUCGAUCAAAGAAAGGCAGCCUUCUUUUGUUGGAGUUAUCUGCAGAAGGGCAUAGUAUAGAAGGCCACCCUGAAGAUGGUGCCUUUUUUGAUGCUCUUACUGAAGGUGUUCCAGAUACAUUGCCUGGAGAGAGUGAAGCAGAAAAGGCAAAGAAACGUCGUGGAAGGAAGAAGAGCAGACUAGAAGAUAUGUUUCCUCUGUACCUGCAGGAAGCUUUCUUUGGAAAGGCUCUGAUUGAUUUAAGUAGGACAACUACUCUUUCUCCUGAAGCUCUUGGAGACCCAAAUCCUUUCUACCAGGCCAUCCCCAAAGAAGAGGUUGUCCCAAACCCAAACAUUGGCCUUAAUUUUGCAUUGCAAAAAGCAGCUGGAGAAGGUCAGGAGGUGUCUGCUCAGGAAAAAGGAGGUGACGGUACUACACAGAGUGCACCCCACUUACAGGAAGAAGCUUCCGUGAGUACAGAAGGAAAGGCUGAAAGUACAGUAGGACUGUCUGCAGCAUCUGCACCUUCUGUGGUAUCUACUGAGUCCUGCUCCGCUAUCCCUCAGUCACCAUUUUGUGGAAACAGGGACAGAGGAGGCUUCUUUAGUCCAGAGCACUGUGAUUCUGACAGCCCUUGGGCUACACCAUCUACACCUGCAACUCCUUCCACACCAACUACCCCAACAGCAGAAGGGGAGACAGAGGGUCUUACAUAUAACCAGAGAAACCUUCAACGAUGGGAAAAAGAUGAAGAAUUGGGCCAGUUAUCCACAAUUUCACCUGUCCUGUAUGCCAAUCUCAACUUCCCAAACCUAAAGCAGGAGUAUCCAGACUGGACUGCACGCUGUAAACAGAUCAUGAAAAUGUGGCGGAAGGUUCCUGCAGUUGACAAAGCCCCAUAUUUGCAAAAGGCCAAAGAUAACAGAGCUGCGCAGCGAAUCAGCAAAGUACAAAAGCAAGCAGAAAAUCAGGUCAACAGGCCAGCCAAAGCAGAGAGUCAUCGUAAAGGAGAGAGGCCUUCCCUACAUCUACAUAUUCCACGACAGACAUCACCUCAGGUGGGAUCUCAACCAGGCUCUGCUGAAGCAGAACUUGGACAUGUACCAGAACUGCAUACCGGCAUCUCAGCACAGAAUGUUUUUAAUACCAACCAGUCGUCUACCUCUGUGGAAGGGUAUACAAAGCCUCAUUUACCAAAUGCCCCAGGGAUGGAGCAUCAUGGGGAUGUGUAUAAACUGCCCUCACAGCCUUCAGUUAAAACAUCAGCCCAAGACCAUUUUGGGAAACUUCCAAACUCUCUUCCUCAGGAGCCAAUAUUUCAGUCUUCCGCAAACCAGGGACAAGUAGCAGGCAACAUACCGAACUCUGCUGCUGAGACCUCUCUGUUGCUACAGAAUAGACCUUUUCAAAUCUGCCAUGCAGCAGAGUUGCAUCUAACCUCACUAGAGACUACACGACACAAGUCUGAAAAUCCGGAUCCUUUCAUAAAGCCAAGAAUGCCUAGUGGUUCUCAGGAUAAUUUAAGACUUCCAGAAAGUCCAGGAACAAGGCCUAUACAGACAACUGAUCAUAGUUGCAAGCUCUCUGAUUCUCUUGCAUCGCCCACAGGUUUUGGAGAGCAAAAGAAGCUAAAUGACAUGAACUCCAAACAAAUUAAAAAAGAGGAGUUUGCUUUGCAGGCAAGGCAUGAUUUAGGGUUGAAUGCUUCUCAGUAUAGUGCUGCAGCUGGAUGUGCAGACUCGUUUUUGAACAGUCACUUGUCAUUGUCAGAUGAAAAGGGUGUUGAUGUGUUCAAAGCUCCUUUAACACCAAGAGUAGUUCCCGGAGAAACGCAGGUGACCGUGCAGAACUACAGGACUCAGGAACCACACUCCCUUCCUCAGGUGACUUCACCCCAGCCUCAUCAAGAAAUGUAUAAACAGUCUCCUUCCACUCCAUACUCUGACCACUAUGCCCAGUCUCCACUUACUCCUCGAUCACAGCCAUCUGAUAGCUGUUCUCCAUUAAGAUCUGAUCCCUUUGCUAGAAUACCAGCAAGCCCCCAGUCUCAAAGUUCUCAGUCACCUUUGACUCCAAGGCCAUUGUCCAAUGAAGCAUUCUCUCAGUCUCCCAUUGCUACUCGUUUUCAUUCACCAGAACCAUACUCUCAACCUCCUUCUCGACCUCAGUCUAGAGACCAGUUUGCACCACUUCAGAAGCCUCCUAGAGCACCACUUAAUGAUCCCAACUUCAAGGCUUCUCCAGUAUCACAUAAUCAGCCUAAUAAUACUUCCUUUUCUCAGUCAUUUCCUCCUCCUCCUCAGUCUUCUGAGCCUCUACCAUCUAAAGGAUCAGCUAAUCAACAGUCUCAGUUUUUCAGGCAUAGAGGUGCAAACAUGUUUCCAAACAUCCAGCAACAGAUGAAAUUUUCCUUCGCACAGUCUGGGACUGAAUCUGUGAAGAAUUCUCCAACUCAGCCCUCCACUGGCACCCAGUCCCAGAGAAUGAACUGCCUUUUUAGAAGUACUGCAAAUGCGUCUUACUCUCAGUCUUCUGGGACAAACCAGCCUGACACUCCAUCUGCACCAGUGAGCAAUACUGAGAAUUUCACAUCUCCUCUUCAUCCUCCUUCAGUGUUGCAGCAAGAUGGAUCCUAUCUGCCUCACACUUCUGGGCAAUUGUCAUCAUCACCUGCUGAGAAACGAGAGGAGGGUUCAGGAAUCUCAAGCCCCCUUGCUCCUCCCCCUCCUCCUCCUAUUCAAGAUCUCUCUGAACUCCCUACAAACCCAGAAUCUGCACUUAACAUUAAUCAGUCAGUGCUGGAAAAACAGAGGCAGGAAAGAAGCAGCCUUGGAGGGUUGAAUGCUGCUGCUGCUGGAAGUGGGGAGUUACCUACACCUGUAAUGAUGCAGGGAACAGUACAUCAAGAUGACUGCCUUUUGCGACCAUUGCCUUCUGCAACACCCACUUCCACUGAUCCAAACUCUGGCAGACAAGCAGUGAUUGAAGGUCCUCCAGGGUUUUUUUCAAGAGGGGUUUUCCAGAGAGCUGAUCAGCUGCAGCAACAAGGUCCAUGGCAAACUUCCCAGCCUACUCUUAGACCUAUUGCUCCAGUUCGCAUUCAGCAGUCCCUUAAUCUAGAUACAAGUAGACCUCCUUCAAGUAUCUCUGUGACUAGCACACCAGGAGCUCCAUCAAGGAUUUCUAAUUCGUCAGAACAGAUUGUAGCAUCCUCCAGUCCUAUGGCAGCUCACUUUAUCGAAUUACGUCACAAUACACAGAGACCUACACUAAGAACUCCAUUUUCUCAGCAGAAUGCACAGUUAAGGACUCCUCAUUUCACACCAGGUGAUGAAACAACUAAUCAACAAGUGCAAUCUGAAGGAGUGAGAGGACAGGAAGUGACUGGGCAAGAAUCAGUAGCUGGAAGUCCCCUUCUGCAUCAGAGGGUGGUAAAUACUUUACCAUUAUCACCUCAAGAUCUAGAGAUGCACGGUUCUCACCAUCUUAUAAAAAAUAAUGGGUCUUUGUCCUGUGGCUUAGAACUGAAUUCCCAGCAUACACCUCAGUUGUCAUCUUCUACUUCAAGUGUUCGUUCAGACAAUUUGAAUGGUUCUGAAUCAUCUCAUGACUCUACUGUAGCUACAGAUUCAGCCUCUAGGACUCGUAUUGCCAUGGAUAAUGAGAAACUUCCAUGUCAUAAUUCUGUGGAUGCUGACCUUGGUGUUGACUUUGAUUCUCAUAAGGACCUUGAAGAAGACGAUGAUGAUGAUGAAGAUGAUGAUGCACUUGCAAACCUGGGCCUUGAUCCUGAUGUUGCUAAAGGAGAUGAUGAUCUUGGCAACUUAGACAAUUUAGAGACAAAUGACCCUCACCUUGAUGAUCUCCUAAAUGGAGAUGAAUUUGACCUUUUAGCAUACACUGACCCUGCUUUGGACACUGGAGACAGGAAGGAUAUUUUUAAUGAGCAGUUGCGGCUUGUUGAGUCAGCAAAUGAGAAAGCUGAGAAGGAAGAGCUGCUUAAGAAAGAUGUUUUUCCUGUGCAGUCAGAAUGCACUGUUGUGGAAAAAGAUGAAGUGAAGUCCAAAGAAUGUGAUAAAGAAAGAAAUUCUACUGAAAAUGGAAUGUUGGUACAGGGCUUGUCAUCUUCUGCCUCAUUCUCUUGUAUUUCUGGGCACAGUGUUGAUACUUCUCUUGAAAGAAAUGGUGUUAAGAAUGUAACUGAAAGCCUUGAAAGUGAAUCCUGUAAAGAGUCUGCGAGUUUGGUGCCAGACAUAAAACCAAAGUUAGAAGAAAAUAUGUUGAAAAAAACUUGCCAGUUCACACUUGGAAGCACUGAACGUCCAUCAAUUUUAAUUAAAUCAGAAACUGCUCACAGCAAUGACAAAUCUUCAGCAUCUUUUUUGUUGAAUAUAAAACAAGGUCAGAGCACUUUACUUUCUGGAGAAAAUACUUUGUCCACCUGUGAUGGAAGGAGCCCUUUGAAUACCAUUCGAAUUGGAUCCUCACCGUUUCCAGUUAGUGGACAUCUGACACCUUCAGAAAAAGUAGGUUGUACAACUUCAAACCAGAUCUCAACCCAAAACUCUGCUGUCAUUCAUUCUAAUUCAGUGUUAGAGAAGUUUGAUAUAGAUGGAGAUGCUCUUGGUUUGCCUGAUAGCCACUCACCAGCUGAUGAUUUAGAUAAAAUGGAAAGUUCUCUAGAAGCUAGUGAACUGCCCCUCCUGAUAGAGGAUUUGUUAGAACAUGAAAAAAAAGAACUGCAGAAAAAACAGCAGCAGAUGUCCAUCCAACUCCCAUCAGGACAUUCCGUAAUGGUUCACCACACUGGUCCUGCUCAGCGUAUGACUACUGUGCAGCAACAGCAGCAGCAGCACCAGCCACACGAGGGGCCAUCACAGAAUCUUGUUGGACUGCAGCAACAGCAGCAUCUUAGGAUUAUUGCAAGGCAACAAAACAUGGUUCCUUCUCAACAUCUGAUGAACCAGCAGCAACUAGUCAGUCCUCAACAGGGUUCUUUACUUCCUCCUCACAUGUCUUUGUCUCAGCAUCAAGGACUUAUUGGUGCUGGACAGCAUAAUAUACAGUCGGUGCUGGCUGCUCAGCAGGGUCGACACCUGCUGCCUACUCAGCAUCAAAUUUCUGGAGGACAGCAGCAGACUCCACAACAGCAGCUUUUAGGAGUAAAGCCACAGCUCACAGUGCAGCAACAGCAACAGCAACAGAUUGCUAACAGUUUCUUUCCUGAUACAGAUCUAGAUAAAUUUGCAACAGAAGACAUAAUUGAUCCUAUUGCAAAAGCAAAAAUGGUGGCUCUGAAAGGCAUAAAGAGAGUGAUGGCCCAGGGAACAAUUGGCGUUUCAGCUGGAAUGAACAGGCAACAAGUGUCAUCAUUGCUGGCUCAGAGGUUGGUCGGUGCUCCUGGUGCAAGCGAGGAUCAGAAUCAUCUCCCAACUGGAACGUUGCAGGAAAGAGGCAGUAGUACCGAUCAGCCACAAGCCCGACCUAAUCCUCCUCCAUUUGCACAGGGUGGCAUCAAUGAAGCAGAACACCAUCAAUAUGAAGAGUGGCUUCUUCACACUCAGCAGCUCCUGCAGAUGCAGCUCAAAGUCUUGGAGGAACAGAUUGGUGUGCACAGAAAGUCAAGGAAGGCUCUCUGUGCAAAACAAAGAACAGCAAAGAAAGCAGGGCGAGAAUUCCCAGAAGCCGAUGCAGAGAAGUUGAAACUUGUUACAGAGCAGCAAAGCAAAAUCCAGAAGCAACUAGAUCAGGUUCGUAAGCAGCAGAAAGAGCACACCAGCCUAAUGACAGAGUAUCGUAACAAGCAGCAACAGCAGCAGCAACAGCAACAGACUACUGGGAUGGUGGCUCUCAGUCCUUCACAAAGUCCCAGACUGUUGACAAAACUCCCAGGGCAGCAGUCUCAGAUUUCCCAGCAAGGAGGAGCAAUGUUGGGACCACAGUCUGUAGCUCCUCAAUCAAGCCAUAUUGUGGGACAAGCAGGAAAUGUUGCAAUGGUACAGGGUGGUGUUUCAUUGGCUGUACAGAAGGGGAUGCCUUUUGUAAAUGCAUCACUGACCCAACAACAGCAGCAGCAGCAGAUUGCCUCAUCAGGUCCUUCCAACAGCUUUUUUCCUGGAAGUCCCACUGCUCCAAGAAUGCCAAAUGAAGGUAGAGUGUUACAGGAGCAACUUCAGAGGAUGCAGUUAAUACAGAAAUUGCAACAGCAGCAACAACAAGGUAUUAUUGGGCAUCCCUCAUUACAGCAGCAGAGCAUGAUGGGACAGACUGCACUACAGCAGCAAAGCAUAAUGGGACAGACUACUUUACAGCAGCAGCAGAAUGUAUUGGGACAGACUACAGUGCAACAACAGCAGGCUAUGCUAGGGCAGUCCAGUCUGCAGCAGCAGAGUGUACUUGGACAGUCCACAUUGCAGCAGCAGUCAGGUGUGCUGGGACAGAGUGGCUUACAACAGCAAGGUGUACUGGGACAGACUGUACUACAACAGCAGGGUGUACUAGCACAGGCCUCCAUACAACAACAGCCAAACAUUCUUGGACAGUCUCCUUUGCAGCAACAAGGGGCUGGUGGACAGGCAGGCCAGCAGACAGCUGUGGGUCAGCCACAGUCAGGAGCCCAGCAACAAAACAGUGUUGCUCAACAAAUGAUCCUAAAGCAACAGGGGCUUUUAGGAAAUCAGUCAGGUGGAGGAGGUCAGCAACCAGGCAUGAUGGGGCACCCUCAACCUUCAGUACAGCAGCAACAGACAAUUGUUGGUCACCAGACUAAUAGGCAAGCAUUUGUGACUCAACAGUCUCAGAGGAUAUUAUCACCUCAGGUGACAGCACAGCAACAGGGCCUUGCAAAUCAGAGACUGGUUUUGUCUCAGCAACAAGGAAUGAUAGGAUUGUCAAAAAUGCAACAACAGGGUAUUAUGAGCCCACCUAGCCAACAUAAACUUCUCGGACAGCUAAUAUCAAACUCUCCUCAGCAGGAAGGGAUUUCUGGACAGUCUCAAACAGUGUUGCAGCCACAUGGCUCUGUCAUACAACAGCAGCAGUGCAUCAUGACUUCAGUACAGCUGCCUUCUCAGCAAGGACUACUGGGUCAACAACAGACUCCAUCAAAGCCACUUCAACAUUUUUCUCCAUCAGGGGCUGUGAGUACGGCAUCCUCUGUUUUGCAGCACAGUCAUGGAAUGCAUCAGAUUCCACAGGGUACUGCAGGUCCUGAGCAGGGAGUCACAGAACGUGACAGUCUUGAUGGACAACAUGUUACCACAGUUCAAGUACCAAAUAUUUCUAGACCGCAACAAGACCAAGGUGCUACUUGUCAGCCCCAGGUGAUAUCUAAGGAGCACUGUGUGAUGAGUGCAAAGUCCCAAGAAAGGAUGACUCCUCUGCAGUGCCAUGGAUCAGUAGAACAAAUUGGCUUCUCAGGACAUCCACUUCCCCAAACUCCACAGCAGACUGUGCUGGGGCAACAGGAAGUAGGGCAGCAGCCGAGUAUAGCAGGGCACACACAGUUGCAGCAGCAGGGCACAGUGGGAUUACAGCAACUGCAGACAGUUAUGGGGCACCAGACCUCACAACAGCAAGGUAAUUUGGGACAUCCCACACAAAGUAUUGUGGGGCAGCAGUUGCCACAGCAUACACAAAGUAUCUUAGAGAGGUCUCCUCAAAGCAGAACAGUACAAGAGCAGCGCAGUUUGGGACAGCAGACUGUACAACAUCAGGAUGGAAAUAAACCACAUUUGCUGCAAAGGCAGAACUCAUCAGGCGAUCAGCAGGGAGCAGGAAAUCAGUCGCAGCUUUUGAAGCAGCAACAAAAUACACUGGGACAGCAGCAGAGUAUUAGUGGAUACCAGUCUUUACAGCAGACAGCUGUUUCAGGACAUCCUUCACAAGGUGUCAUGGGACAGCAGUUGACGCAACAUCCACAAAAUAUACUAGGGCAGUCUCCUCAAAGUAGGAUGGGACAAGAACAGCACAACACUGGGAAACAAACAGUCCACCAGGAGGGUGCCCAGCCCACUUUACUGCAUAGGCAGACUUCACUGGAUCAGCAGGGUACAAUAAGUAAGACACAGCUAAUGAAGAAUCAGAGUGGUCUUAAACAAAAUUCUGAUGCAAGACAGCAGCCACUUCAAGGCAUUGGUGUGCAACAGAACCAAGAAUCAACUGGUCAUCUGCAAAGUCCAUUGGGUCAGCAGUUACACCAGGAAAGUUCAAACAGACAGGCAAAGGAGCAGCAGGGAAUAUCUAUUCAGCAGACUGCCAAAUCUCAGGGUGUUAUGGGUCAUCAGAAUCAAAAUUUGAUUGGACAGAUUAGACCUCAGCUGCAAGGAGUGAUCUCGAGAAAUCCGCAGUUCCGGCACUUGACACCGCAACAGCAACAGCAGUUACAAGCCAUAUUGCUUCAGAGACAUCAGCAGAUGCAGCAAAACCAGAUGAUGAGAUGCCCAUCAUCAUUUCAGGGAGACUUGCAGACUUCAGAUGCACAGUCUAAUGAGGUGCGUAACACGUCGCAACAGCCAACUAAUACAGUUCAGCAAGACCAGCAGGCAAAAUCAACUGUGCAUGAGCAACAGGCACACCAGACUAUUAAUAGGGAGCAAUUCGCAGUUAGCCAGCACAGACCGCUGCAGGUACAAGUGGCAACAAAGCGGGCUGCUGCAGGGCUUGUGCAGAACACUUUGCCUAGAACACAGGGUGUGCUGAGACUUGCUACCUCCCAGGAGCAAAGCAUUACAGGUAUCCAGCAAGCACACAGUACAGGAAACAUAAAUGAACUUCAUUUCCAAGGACAAAAGUGUGUACCCUCACAAGACACCAUGAGAACAGCACCUCCAGUAAACAUUAAUUCACCAAGGUCAACACCGACUCAUAUCGAACCAGCUUCUAUCCCCAACCAGUUUGAAGGCAUUGCUUCUCUAAAUUCCAGUAGUUUUUCUGUGGUGCCUGAUCCUGGUGAAUGUCUGAAUGCAAAUUCCAAGCUGCAAGAAAUCAUAAAAAGAACUGCAUGUGAUGAUUCUAGGAUUUUGCAAGCUUCUGCAGUUUCGUUGCAGAGUAAAACUGCUCUGCAGUCAUUAAGUAAGCCUGAAGUACAAAAGCUAGAGUCUGCUGCUGAGGUGCAACCCCAGUCUGUGCCACAAAGAACAGAGAAAAUAGUUUCUCCAGUCCCACUUCAAGCAGAGAAAUUAAAAUCAACAGGCAGGCCUGGAAUGAAAUCUGGUUUUACCAUGAGAGAAGUAAAUGGUGAACCAGUGAAAUUGGAAAAGCAGUCCCAGAAGAUCACUGGCGUUGAAGUUUUUUCUAAAGUCCAACAAGUUGCUAGUUUAACUGGUACAUUGCAUUCAAGUGGUAAAGUAAAGAUCAAGCAAGAGCCAAAGGAAGAGUCGCACUGCAUGGAUGGAAACCUUACCAUAAAGCGAGAGACACAUGAACGUGUUACUGUGAAUUCCUCCAACGCUGCUCCAAAUUCUGUUUCUCAGACAACUUCUGGCCCAAAGUCAGAGGCAGGACACCUACUGCUUCAAAAGCUACUGCGUGCCAAAAAUCUCCAGCUUAACAAUCAACGAUCUAUAGAUGGAGAGCAUGCAGAAAUCAAUGGGCACAUUGAUAGUAAGCUGGCUCUCCUUGAACAGAAACUCCAGGCAGUGCCUGGGAGUGUUGAGGAACAACCGUCUGGUAAAAGAAGUGCAGUGCCAAAACAGAGGCGUACACAGAAAAUGGGUGAUAGAGUUUCAAACACCAGGAAGAAGAUCAAGAAGGAUGAAGUGAUAAAGUCUACAGAUGUCAUCAUGAAACAGUUAAAACAGGAGCUUGCUCUUCUUCCCUUGAUGGAACCAUCUAUUGCAGCAAAUUUUGAACUAUUUUUACCAUUUGGAAGCAGCUCUGUUAAUGGGAAGAACCAACUGAAAGGCUGUUUUGGAAAUGCAGUUCUUGAUAGCAUGCCUGACUACUACACUCAGCUGCUCACCAAGAACAACCUGAGUAAUCCCCCUACACCUCCGUCCUCCUUACCUCCUACCCCUCCUCCGUCUGUGCAGCAGAAGCUGGUUAAUGGAGUAGCUUCUUCUGAAGAACUGACCAGUCAGAGAAAAGAUCCAGUAGGGCAGCGAAGACUGGUGCAACAGAAAGAUGUCCCAUCAUCAGAAGUGAAGAGUCUGGAUUUGUUGGCAGCAUUGCCAACCCCUCCUCAUAACCAGAACGAGGAUGUCAGGAUGGAGAGUGAUGAUGACAGUGACAUCCCUGACAGCAUCGUCCCUGCAUCCUCUCCAGAGAGUGUACUAGGAGAAGAGACACUGCGCUUUCCUUUGCUGACUGAUGUGAAGGAGGAGCCAGAGGACCGGGCAACCUCACCAGUUAUUCCAAUAAUUCCCCGAAGUUGUAUACCAGUGUUUCAUGACACCACUCCUUUUGAAAAUACAGAGUUUGCUGCUGAAAAUUCUCUUAAGGGAGUACCUUUAGAUAAGACCUGGGAGAAAGGAAAAGGAAAGGAAGUUUCUGUAAUGCUGACACUCUCUACAACAGCUGCUAAGAAUUUAAGUGGUUUGAUGGCUACAGUAGCAAAGCUUUUAAGUAUGAAGGUUCCAGACUCUUAUGAAGUUCUGUUCCCUGAAGGCCAUGCUACUUCCACAACUCAAGAUGGGAAGAAACCGUCAUCAGAUGUGAGUGAGUCAGAUGUUAAAAGUGAAGAUAAACCUGUGGACACUGCAAAAGGGCCUGAGGGCAGUACUGACUGGUUAAAACAGUUUGAUGCAGUAUUACCUGGGUAUACUCUGAAGAAUGAAGUUGACAUCUUGUCACUGAUUAAACAGGAGGUUCCAUCAGAAGAAAAAGUUCAGCAUUGCUAUACCAAUAAUGUUGCAAAUCUUGAUGUGCGACAGCUACCCAUAAUGCCUGAAGAAACAUCACCACUUUCAUCUCCUUUUCUGCCAUCCCCUCCUAGCCCUGUGGAACCCCUUGUUGCAGAACCAACUCCUCAACUCCAGCCGUUGUUAUUGCCUUUUUUACCUCCUGUUCAACAUGAAGACAUUAAGGAACAUUUCAGAUUUAAGCCUCGUUCUCGACCCUCAGAAGACACUGAUGAUUCCAAACCCCGUAUAAAAAAAUGGAAAGGAAUAAGAUGGAAACGGUUACGCAUUCUCAUCACUAUUCAGAAGCCUGGAAGUAGAAAGGACACUGAAAAGGAUAUUGGUGAACUCAUAGAAAAACUGAGAACAACACUGAAACCUGAAAAUCCACCCAAAGACACGAGGAAGUGCUGCUUCUGCCACGAGGAAGGGGAUGGGGCAACAGAUGGCGCAGCUCGACUCCUGAAUCUUGAUCUGGAUUUGUGGGUCCACUUGAACUGUGCUUUGUGGUCAACAGAAGUAUAUGAGACCCAAGGAGGAGCACUGAUAAAUGUGGAGGUUGCAUUACAUCGUGGUCUGCUAACCAAAUGUGCUUUAUGCCAAAAGACUGGCGCCACCAAUAGCUGUAACAGAAUCCGCUGUAUAAAUGUUUAUCAUUUUGCUUGUGCUAUCAAGGCCAAAUGUAUGUUUUUCAAAGACAAGACUAUGUUGUGCCCUAUGCACAAACUGAAAGGCCCUUGUGAAUAUGAACUGAACACUUUCACUGUUUUUCGUCGUGUAUACAUUGAGCGGGAUGAAGUUAAGCAGAUAGCUAGCAUUAUACAGCGUGGUGAGCGCAUUCAUAUGUUUCGUGUUGGCGGACUUAUAUUUCAUGCCAUUGGUCAGUUACUGCCUCAUCAAAUGGUAGACUUCCACAGUGUCACUGCUCUCUAUCCUGUGGGAUAUGAGGCUACUCGGAUCUAUUGGAGUAUGCGCCAUAAUAAUAAACGCUGUUGUUAUCGCUGUACUAUUUGUGAGAAUGAUGGUAGGCCUGAGUUCAUGGUCCAAGUAAUUGAGCAAGGUCACGAGGACUUUGUGCUGGUAGACUCUUCUCCUCAAGGAGUUUGGAACCAAAUCGUAGAACGUGUAAUGAAGCUUAGGAAUGAGGCAGAUAUGCUUCGACUGUUCUCAGAUUAUCUAAAAGGAGAAGAAAUGUUUGGGUUAACUGUCCAUGCUGUAUUGCGCAUUGCAGAAUCGUUGCCUGGUGUUGAGAACUGCCAGAACUAUACUUUCCGCUAUGGUCGCCACCCACUAAUGGAAUUGCCACUGAUGAUAAACCCAACAGGUUGUGCUCGUUCUGAACCGAAAAUUUUGACACACUACAAACGCCCCCAUACACUCAACAGCACCAGUAUGUCUAAAGCAUAUCAGAGCACUUUUACUGGUGAGAUCAACACUCCCUACAGCAAACAGUUUGUCCACUCCAAGUCAUCUCAGUAUCGGCGGCUUAAAACUGAGUGGAAGAACAAUGUGUACCUGGCAAGAUCACGGAUCCAGGGGCUUGGGUUGUAUGCAGCAAAGGACAUAGAGAAGCACACCAUGGUGAUAGAGUACAUUGGAACAAUUAUCCGCAAUGAGGUUGCAAAUCGCAGGGAGAAGAUUUAUGAAGAGCAGAAUCGAGGCAUUUACAUGUUCAGAAUCAACAACGAACAUGUGAUUGAUGCUACACUAACGGGAGGUCCAGCAAGGUACAUUAAUCAUUCUUGUGCUCCAAACUGCGUUGCUGAGGUUGUGACAUUUGACAAGGAAGACAAGAUUAUCAUCAUCUCUAGUAGAAGGAUCCCAAAAGGCGAAGAGCUGACCUAUGAUUAUCAGUUUGACUUUGAAGAUGAUCAGCACAAGAUUCCUUGUCAUUGUGGAGCUUGGAACUGCAGAAAGUGGAUGAAUUAGUGGGGAAGCUGUGUUCCUGUCUCCUGACUACAGCAUGCCAGCUACUUGGAACCUACCAAGUCCCAGAAGGGGAAUGCUGGGCCUGCGACUAUACUGGAAGCCAUGCAGAAGGGCGGUGUUUUGGAUUUCUCCAGUAAAAAAUGAGAAGCUUAAAGAUAAAGUUGGAAUAAAAGACAACAUUCUUAGCAAAAUCUGAGUGUUUUUACUGUAAAUAUUCAGUAUUUAAAAUCGCUGAAUUAAGAGAUGAAGUAGAAUUUCGUCUUCCCAGAAGAACCAAAACACAACCACUACUGAUGAAAUGAGAGAGACACAUUGCAAUCGUGGAACCAGCAGCUGUGGGACAUUUCCAGUUAGAAUCCCUGAUGGACCAUGUGUGCUUGUGCACAAGGCUUUGCUCAUGACUGCCAGAGCCACCCUUUUGCCCUUCCUUCUUCAGAGCUGCCCUCCUAUUAGGUGGAAUGAACCAUUCUGAAACACUGGGUGAGAAGUAGAUUUGUGUAUUCCUCCUGGAUUCAGAAGCAUCAUGUGUGAGUGCAUCAAAGUGCAUUAAGCUGCUGUUGAACUUGCAGAACAAGAAGACAGUAGUCUUUGGAUACUGAAGGGCCUGGUAUUUGUAACAAACUCUGAGAAAGUAUGACGGACCUGUAUAGGUGAUCAUUUGGGAUGGGUAUUUUUCAUAACCCAAAUCACCUUAUUUAAUUUGACUUUUGGGAGUGAAGUUCUAACUGCUUGUAUAAUAGAAUCUACUCAGAGACUUCCAGCACGACAAUCCCAAGUUUAGUAGUAUGAUAAAGAAUAGUGUUUGAAAAACAUUGGAAAUGUAACAUUGAAAAAAUAUUGUAACUGAAAACACAGAAGGUACUUUGUACCUACCCUACCUCAUGUAGUAUCACCUUAACAUGGUUAGCAAGUUGCAUUGGUUAAAAUGUAAGUGGGAGUUUUAUAGGGACUGACUCAUUGGUUGUGAUGUUACCUGCUUCUCAGGUAAUUGACAUACGAGUUAGAGGGCCAUGGGGUUACGAUUGUGUUAACCCCUCUGCCUCACUAGUGUCCCUGUUGGCUCUGUACAGAUAGUGAGUCAGUGUAGAGAGAUUCUUGCUAAUCUGCCUCUUUUUUAUUAAUUUAAUUCUGCAGUGGAGUGAUGUUAAUUUGGGGUGGUAGGUGAAAAUAGUGGUUGUGCACUGUGCGCGUCAUGCACAUGUCAUGUGUCCCCAGUUUUUAAACAGAUGGGGUCAGCAUGUUUUGAGCAUCUUAUUUUGCUGAAGACUGUUAUCAUUGUCUGGCUUAUAAACCAGCAUGAAGCACAGCCCUUUUGAACUUGUACUCCAUUUUGUAAUAAUUCCAGUGGUUGUUGUACAGAAGUCUGAUCUGUACAGUCUGCCUUUUGUGGUUCGCAACAUGCCAGUUACCAAAAGAACCAUAAGCAGAGUCAAAUCUCUCAAGUGCAGCCUGCACAACCUGUAGAUGCCUCUUGCCUAACAACCCAAUGUCAUAAAAGCCAGUUGCAUCAGCACACCCUUGUAUUGUUUUAAAUACAUCUUCAUGAACACUGUACUGAUGGCAAUUACAGAAAGAAGACUUUGUGUAGAAGACUCCAUGAAGCCUGCUGUACAUUUAGAAUGACUGCGUGUGUGUGUUGUGUGCGUGUGUGGAUGUGUACAUAAGUGGUAGAAAUGUAAACUUUGUAAAUUUUUGAAACGCAACGCACAAACUGCUUUCCUCCUGAUACUGUGGAAAGGUUCAUGGAGAAAGGAACCAGACUCUUAGCCCUGUGCUCUGUUGAACCUGUACCCUUUCGUAUUGUUUGAGAAUUAAGCAAAGUUCUGAUAACUGAAAGGGCCGAAGGCAUUUCCGGUAGUUAAAUACAGGAGAGGGGAAUGUGCUGUAGCAUUUUGCUGAAGCUGCUUCCGCAACUUUUAAAAGCUGCAAGUGUAAAAUUUGUAAAUAAUGCUAAAACUAAAAAUGUUGUGUAGAGACCCUUUUUAUCAAGAAACCACUGGACACUUCUGAUUUUCAAAAGAACUUUAAAAAUAACUAGAUAUUGUGUAUAUAACCCUUUGUCUUUCAUUUUUGCUGAAAGCUGUAAAGAUUACUGUGAAAGCAAAGGGGUUGGGGGAACGGAGAUGCUGGGAAUGUCCAAAUUUGAUCUCACAAGUAGCAGACUUUUGAGAUUAUAGUAGAUGUAAAAUAUGAAAUAAAUGUAGAUUUUAGGGAUAAACUUAUACAGUUUUACAUUUUUAUAUAAAUGAAACUAUAAUCCAGCCCCUGGUCUUCAAAUUAUUUUGAUUUUUACUUCAUCCUGUGCCUGUAUAAUUGCGUCAGAUCCCAGUGUAUUAUAGCAUCAAUUACACACUUUUCCUCCUCCAUCACCUCUGCCCCCUGCAAAUCUGCUAUGUUUUAUCUUCAAAUUUCAGUAACAGUCUAAUUUUUUAAUAUACAUUAAAGUGUGGACUACAGAGAAGUAAAAAAAAGUUUUAUUUUGUGUUUGUGUGUAUUCUGUACAGCAACGUUGUCCUUCGUAAAGAUGAAUAAAAUUAUCCCUUUUUUAAAUACUCGUGGCAUGUUUUGUAUUGGAUGUAAUUUGGAAUGUAUAUAAUUUAUGUUGAAAAGGAGGCAGGAGCAGCUGUCUUAAUUCUUCCUGUUUUUAAAGAAAAAUAAAAUUAAUUUUAAAUAUUA